UCUCUCCCCCACCGAGUCACUACUGCCUUGUUUGUUUUCGUUUUACAUACAAAGAACUAUUGUUAUUAUAUUUUUUAUAUAUAAAUAAUUCGAAGAGAUGAAAGGUGAAUAUGAAGAAGGAAAGAAUAGCAGCAGUGGGAACAAUAUGUUCGCGAAGCUUCACCACCCACAUCACCAACAGCAGAAGCUGCAGCAGCUACACCACGUCGUGACUCGGGAAUGCCAGACUUCAGAAGAAGAUGAGAGCCGAAGCAGCGGAGGAGUAGGAGUAGGAGGAGGUAGUGGCGGUGGCCCUGCUGGCAGCACGGCCGACGGAUCCAUUAAUGUCAAGAAGAUUAAGAAAGUAGAUGGAACCACCGCUGCUGGCGACGGUGCUACCAUUGAAGUGGUCAGGCGUCCAAGGGGUCGCCCACCUGGCUCCAAGAACAAACCCAAGCCUCCUGUUAUAAUCACUCGCGACACCGAGUGCGCAAUGCGCCCCCAAGUCCUCGAGGUCCCCGGUGGUCUGGAUGUAGUGGACGCCAUCUCUCGUUUCUCUCGUCGACGGAAUCUUGGUGUCUGCGUUCUCAGUGGGUCUGGCACCGUCGCUAACGUCACUCUCCGUCAACCCUCCACCAACCCGGGUGCUACCGUCACCUUUCAUGGCCGCUUUGAUAUACUCUCCAUCUCUGCUACCUUUCUCCCUCCCUCAUCAACGUCGCUUCCUUCUUCGGUUAAUGGGUUUACGAUUUCGCUCGCUGGGCCGCAAGGUCAGAUCCUUGGAGGGUCAGUCGUAGGUUCUCUUCUGGCCGCCGGUACCGUCUUUAUCGUCGCUGCAACAUUUAGUAAUCCGUCUUAUCAUCGUUUGCCCCUGGAAGACGAAGUUCCCAAUUCUCUCUCCGGUAACGCCGGCCAGUCUCCUUCCCCUCCUGGCGGUGGAGAAGGAAGCCACCCUCCUCCGGCAGAAUCAUGUGGAAUGUCAAUCUACAGCUGUCACCUACCUUCGGAUGUCAUUUGGGCACCCACCGCCAGACAACCACCACCACCACCACCGUUCUGAGUUCUGGGUUUGGCUUGCUUUUCCUUUCUUUUUUUUUUUUCUUUUUUUUUCCGCUUAGCUUGUGAAUUAAGAAUUCAUUGUCUGUACUUUUUGUUAAUCACUCUUUCUAGUGUUUUAAUCUUGCUCUCUUUUAGCUUUAGAAUUUGAAGGACAGGAGAGAUAGGAAAGGUGAAGACUGUAGAAAGAAAACAGUGUAGUUUUUAGCAAAAUCUAGCAUAAAUUUUCAUGUGUCUGAAAAGAGAAAUUCAUCUUCCCUUUUAACGGGUCUAACGUCAAAAUCAAUCUUUCUCUCUGGGUAUUUUGAUUCUCUCUCUGGGGGGCAUGAGUAUGGGGCUUGCUUUGGAGUUUGAGACUGACCACAUCAGCUGAUACUGCAGCUGCUGCUGCACCUCUGGCGUAGAUAAUGGGGUUUCAGAUUUCCUUUCUUAGCUUCUUCUGGUUUCGGAUAAAGUGAGUGCGUGAACAUGGGUUGGUUGUAUUUUGCCAGUUUCUCCAGCUUAGCAGUGAAUCUGUAGAGAGAGAGAGGAGAGAGAGAGAGAGAGAGAUGGUCACGCGAGAUCUGCUUUUAUUUAUGCGAGAGACUAGACUCUAUGGAGAUUAGAGAAGGGUAGGGAACGGUGGUGUUUGGAUUAUUUUACUUUAUCAGAUACGUUCAGUUGCACCUUUCUUCUUUCUUGUCUGGAUCAGUGUACAUUGAAAGCUCUCUCUCCGUGAGGACUUGUUGUUGAUUUCAUUCUGUCAUUCAUUAGUUGGUUCUUUGCUCUGAUAAAAGGAAAAAAAAAAAAAAAGAAAGAAAAGAAGAGCAUUCCCCAAUGCCUUUUAUCAAUGUAUCACUGUUAAGUCUGUUACCAUGUAUUCUAUCCAAUGCAAAUGCAGUAAAAAAAAAAC
This is a messenger RNA of Nelumbo nucifera (sacred lotus), 1927 nucleotides long. Its product is annotated as AT-hook motif nuclear-localized protein 28-like. The record is from RefSeq and is a predicted model, not a curated record. NCBI's taxonomy places the organism in Eukaryota, Viridiplantae, Streptophyta, Magnoliopsida, Proteales, Nelumbonaceae. Gene Ontology annotation, cellular component: nucleus. Gene Ontology annotation, molecular function: minor groove of adenine-thymine-rich DNA binding; DNA-binding transcription factor activity.